Molecule: messenger RNA, 1990 nt
Organism: Neltuma alba
Lineage: Eukaryota; Viridiplantae; Streptophyta; Magnoliopsida; Fabales; Fabaceae
Product: cytochrome P450 89A2-like
Exons: 3
Coding region: 46-1584 (512 amino acids)
Cellular component (GO): membrane
Molecular function (GO): heme binding; iron ion binding; oxidoreductase activity, acting on paired donors, with incorporation or reduction of molecular oxygen, NAD(P)H as one donor, and incorporation of one atom of oxygen
Source: RefSeq, a predicted model, not a curated record
UAUCUUUGAAGAAAUUUGUUUGGUGGAGCUUCCCGGUAAUCAAUCAUGGAGGUCUGGUUCAUCUUCAUCGUCCUCCUCUCUGUUUCUCUCUGCCUCUUGAUCACACUUCUCUUUUCCUUACAUUCCAAGACUUCCCGCCAUCCUCCUCUCCCACCUGGUCCCCUUCGUGUUCCCAUCAUCGGCUCUGUUGUCUGGCUUCGCCGAUCAUUCACCGAACUCCAACCCAUUCUCCGAAGCCUUCACGCCAAGCAUGGUCCCAUCGUCACUCUCCCUAUAGGCUCUCGUCCUUCUGUGUUUAUCUCUGAUAGAUCCCUCGCCCACAAAGCCUUGAUCCAAAACGGCGCCGUCUUCUCCGACCGCCCCAAGUCUCUCGCCACCAGUAAGGUCACCAACAGUAAUCAACGCAGCGUUACCUCUGCCUUCUACGGCCCCACAUGGCGCCUCCUCCGCCGGAAUCUUGCCUCCGAGAUGCUCCACGCCUCUCGGAUCCAAUCCUUCUCGGGCACCAGGAAGUGGGUCUUGCACGCGCUUCUCAACCGCCUCAGGUCUGAUUCAGAAUCAGGAAAGUCCAUCAAGGUCAUUGAUCAUCUUCAAUAUGCUAUGUUCUGCUUACUAGUCUUCAUGUGUUUCGGUGAGAAGCUAGAUGAUAAGCAGAUUAACGAUAUAGAGUAUGUUCAGAGGCGUUAUCUUCUGAAUUUUGACAGAUUCUCCGUGCUUAACUUCUGGCCGAGACUCACCAAGAUAUUGUUGCAUAAGCGUUGGGAAGAAUUGCUGCAAAUUCGGAAGGAACAGGAAGAUGUUCUGGUUCCACUGAUCAGAGCGAGAAAGAAAGCCAAGGAGGAAAACAUUAAUAAACCAGAUGCUGAAGUUAUAGUGCCAUAUGUGGAUACCUUGUUGGAUUUACAGUGGCCUGAGGAGAAGCGCAAGCUUGAUGAAGGUGAGAUAGUGUCUUUGUGUUCUGAGUUUAUAAAUGCAGGAACGGAUACAACAUCCACAGCACUGCAAUGGAUUAUGGCGAAUCUGGUGAAAUACUCACAUGUUCAACAGAGGGUUGUGGAAGAAAUCAGAGAGGUGAUGAGAGAUAGAGAGGAAAAGGAAGUGAAAGAGGAAGACUUGAGUAAAUUGCCAUAUCUGAAAGCUGUGGUCUUGGAAGGCUUAAGGCGUCACCCUCCUGCACAUUUUGUGUUGCCUCAUGCAGUAUCAGAAGAUGUAGUGUUCAACAAUUAUUUGGUGCCUAAAAAUGGGACUGUCAACUUCAUGGUGGCAGAGAUGGGUUGGGACCCUAAUGUGUGGGAGAGUCCUAUGGAGUUCAAGCCGGAGAGAUUCUUGAACAGUGAGAAAAAUGGAGAAGCAUUCGAUAUCACGGGGAAGAAAGAGAUAAAGAUGAUGCCAUUUGGGGUAGGAAGAAGAAUGUGUCCUGGCUAUAAUCUAGCUAUGCUGCUUUUGGAAUAUUUUGUGGCCAAUUUGAUCUGGACUUUUGAAUGGAGAACUUCAAAUGGAGCCGAAGUUGAUCUGACAGAGAAAGAAGAAUUCACUGUAGUGAUGGAAAAUCCAUUACAAGUCUCUGUAUCUCCUAGGGCUUGAGAUCAAUCAAGUUAUGGCUUUCUGUGUUAUAGAGGUGAUUAUAUGGCUGUGUGUGUUAUGGAGGUGAUGAAGUCUGGGAACAUGAUCUCCGUGCUUUUAUUCACAUAGAGACAUCAUUUUGUGGCACAUGUACUAUAAGACUAGGCCCAAGAUAGUGGCUUUUUGGUUUCUUCAGAUUCAGUUUCCAUAUUGAACACUACCUCCGGUCCAAAUUAUAAGAACUUGUAAUUAGUCUUAUAAUUAAAACCGGAAGUAGUAGCAAAUCUGUCUGUGCUUACUUUUAGCGGUGUCGUUUGAAGCCUUAUUUCAGCUAUGGCUUAUUAUCUGUGUAGGAAAAAACAGAGGAUAUACAAUCCCACAUAUAUAAUAUGUGUAUGAGAGAUUAUACAUAUAUAUACUAGUUCAA